Messenger RNA from Notothenia coriiceps (black rockcod), 427 nucleotides. RefSeq names its product zona pellucida sperm-binding protein 2-like. The transcript is spliced from 4 exons. The annotation marks the transcript as partial. The record is from RefSeq and is a predicted model, not a curated record. NCBI's taxonomy places the organism in Eukaryota, Metazoa, Chordata, Actinopteri, Perciformes, Nototheniidae.
GAGAACUGUUGGGCAACCCUUUAUGAAGAUCGGACAUCUCUGCCAAGCUGGGACAUCAUUGUGGACAGCUGUGAGAAUCGCGAUGACGGCUAUGCCACAGUUUUCCAUCCCGUUGUGAGUGACUCCAGAGUUUUAGUCCCGUCCCACAUCAAGCGCUUCUCUGUAAAGAUGUUCACUUUCACUAAAGAUGACGAGGUUCUGAAAGACAAGAUCUAUGUCCACUGUGAUGCAGUGAUUUGUGACGCAAGCAGCCAGGCAGAUGGUUCCUGCAGAGGCCAGUGUGUGCAUCCUCCAGGUCAGAGCUACUCAAGACCUGCAGGUGUAAAAAGGAAGAGAAGAAGCACCGACUCAACACGCCAAAGGCAGAUUUCCUCUGGGGCAAUUAUUCUGUCCAACCUCUGAAUAAAAAUAAAUAACAAAUCUUAAA